AUGGGUGGUUAUGGUGAUAGACAUCCUCGCAGAGUGAACAUUCCUUCAAUAAAUACACAGAGCAUGGGUCAACAAGGCCAGAAUGAUAUGACCACUCCUGGCACCGCGUUCGAUAUGCAAUUUACACCUUUGCUCCCUUCUCAACUUCUCCUCGGUAGCCCCUUCCAACCAGGAACUCCGUCCGCCUUCCAAAGUCCUCAGUUUCAAAACUAUGCGACUUACCAGCAGCAACAACAGAAUCAACAACAACCUCAAAGCCCAACAGGGCCGAUGUCCCCUCAACUCUACCAGAGCUUGGUCUCUCCCUCGACUUACGGCGCGCCUCAAUUCUAUAACCCACAAUCCCCAACAGGCGGAUAUGCUCAAAUGAAUAACGCAAUGCAAAAUAUGAGCUUGGCACCUUCUUCUCCAGUACAAAUGUCACCGGGUUUAGUUUCAGGAACGAGCCGAACAGUCUACUUGGGAAAUAUCCCUCCCGAGACGUCCGCGGAAGAAAUUCUCGGACACGUUCGUAGUGGUCAGAUCGAGUCCGUCCGACUUUUGCCAGAUAAGAACUGUGCUUUCAUCUCAUUCUUGGAUGGAAGCUCCGCCACCCAUUUCCAUUCCGAUGCGAUUUUGAAGAAGCUUUCUAUCAGGGGUCAGGAUAUCAAGGUUGGUUGGGGAAAGCCUUCGCAAGUACCUACUUCUGUUGCUCUUGCCGUUCAACAAUCGGGUGCUUCGAGAAACGUUUAUUUGGGUAACCUUGGGGAGGAAGUCACAGAGGAUGAAUUGCGUGAGGAUCUCGGAAAAUUUGGUCCCAUCGAUACAGUAAAGAUUGUUCGAGAAAAGGCAAUUGGCUUUGUUCACUUCUUGUCAAUCGGAAAUGCUAUCAAGGCUGUUUCUCAAUUACCUCAGGAGGCGAAAUGGCAAUCACCACGUAGGGUUUACUACGGAAAAGAUCGUUGCGCAUACGUUUCCAAGACCCAACAGCAGAAUGCUGCUCAAUAUCUUGGCAUUGCCCCAGGAUAUGCUCACGUUCUCAAUGGGGCUGACCGUGACUUGAUUUCUAAUGCUUUGGCUCAACAAUCUGUAGCUGCUGCUGCCGUUGCCACAACUGCAGGCGGUAUCAACAACCUUGGAAACCGAACUGUUUACUUGGGCAACAUUCAUCCCGAAACCACUAUCGAAGAAAUUUGCAAUGUUGUUAGAGGCGGUCUGUUACAUCACAUUCGAUAUAUACCCGAUAAGCACAUUUGCUUUGUCACAUUCAUUGAUCCUACUUCCGCGGCUUCUUUCUAUGCUUUAAGCAACUUGCAAGGAUUGAUGAUUCACAACAGAAGAUUGAAGAUUGGAUGGGGGAAACAUUCUGGCGCACUUCCAGCUGCAAUUGCUCUUGCUGUUAGUGGUGGAGCAUCAAGAAAUGUUUACAUUGGUAACUUGGAUGAAUCAUGGACUGAAGAGAGACUGAGACAGGAUUUCUCUGAAUAUGGUGAGAUUGAGCUAGUUAAUACUCUUCGAGAGAAGAGUUGCGCUUUUGUCAACUUCACGAAUAUCGCAAAUGCUAUCAAGGCAAUCGAAGCUAUUCGAGGGAAGGACGAGUACCGUCGAUUCAAGGUUAACUUUGGAAAGGAUCGAUGUGGAAAUCCUCCACGACAAGUUCAACAAUCUCAAUCUCCUCGUGGUGAUGGUGUUAACUCACCUCCUCAUUCAGGUGGUCUUCAGCCAAGUCAGAAUGGUUCUUCUCCAACAGGUUCUGUGGCUCCAGGUUCUAUCAAUGGCUCCAAUGGAAAUUUCCAACAGCAGCAGCAACAGCAACAAGGGUCUACUCCAUCGACUAUCCUGAAUGCUGGCAGCAACAACCCAUUGACUAUGUACCUCAACCAAGUUUCCCAACAAGCUCAACAGCAACAACAAAACCUCGACCCCUAUUCCGUCGCAGCACUUCAACAACAACAGCAACAAGUCCUUGCAGCUCAACAAGCGGCUUUGUACGGUGGUGGAAACAUGGAUGAUUUAAACAUUCAACAAUCACAACCUAGCGGACAUGGUUCAAGCGCAAGCAUUAGCAACACAAAUGGAUUCCAAUCCUCGGGAGCACCAACCAUGAAUGGAUUAUUGGCUCCAGCUAGAGGAAGCCACAGCAGAGCUGUUUCUCUUCCUGUUUUUGCACAGCCUGAUGGCAAUGGAAAUGAGCAACAAGGAGGUUCAAGAGGAAGGGGACAUCAAUAUCAAAAUUCCUUCUCAGGCGGUCUAGGCAAUGGAGGGUUCAACAGUGGAUACGGACUUGGCAUUGAUGGACAGGGACAUGGGCUUAAUGGUUGGGCUGAAGAAGAAGUUGCAGGCAAUUAA
Molecule: messenger RNA, 2328 nt
Organism: Sclerotinia sclerotiorum 1980 UF-70
Lineage: Eukaryota; Fungi; Ascomycota; Leotiomycetes; Helotiales; Sclerotiniaceae
Exons: 1
Coding region: 1-2328 (775 amino acids)
Biological process (GO): mRNA splicing, via spliceosome
Cellular component (GO): cytoplasmic stress granule
Molecular function (GO): mRNA binding
Source: RefSeq, a predicted model, not a curated record